AUGUCCGAACCCUCUUCACCGGCAGGACCAUCCUCUCAACAUGCUUUGCAACGGGCAGCGAGCUUGAAGCAUACAACGAAGAACAAGAUGGAGAAAUUCACCUUCACCUUAGGGAAACUCGAUGCGGGGAUGGCUAUUCUCUUAGGUCCCAACGCUCAUCUUCUUGAAUUCCCUUCCUUACUCCUUCCAAAAUCUUCACCAGGUGCACCUCCUCUUGGGCCAGGCGCAAUUCUUACUAUAACGGUAUCGAGAGACGUUUCAGCGGAAUUAGCAGCUCAACAAACGUUCAUCGACCUUCAGUCUGAGAUCUUAUCCGCAUUUUCUACUCCCCCCAAACUGCCAGUCCUCAAAUUGAGAAACGUCACCCAAACCUCAGUAUGCGUAGAAUGGGGAAAACUGGAUAUAGGAUCUGCAGCGUGGAGAGGAUUAGAGAUGUACAGAAAUGGCCAAAGAUGGGGCAGAGUAGGUGGUGAUUAUGGUCAAGGUAGAAAAGAGAAAAGAGAGUGGAAAACUGGUGGAUUACAAAGUGGGGAGGAAUAUACUUUCCAGCUUGUCCUCAAAACCACGGCUGGCACAUACCCUUCAAACUUGAUACGUGUGAAAACACAUACCAUGGACAAUCUCACUGGUCUCCUUAUCUACUUUGGUCCGAUUCAGCCUCCACAGCUUCUCUCGCAACUCCGACAAUGUCUCCAGCAAAUUGGUGCUCGAGAAUCCCCUACCGUGGCUCUCGAUACAACGCAUUUUGUUUGUACUACUCCGAUUUUAGGUGGGGAUGACUCAGGUAGAGGAGGCAGUAUAGAUCCCGAAUAUCAAGAAGCAGCAAGGAUGAAUUUACCUGUUGUAGGUCCUGGAUGGUUAAUGGCUGUCGCUGGAGAUCGAAAAUUGGUACCAAUAUCGAAUCACUUAUUGCCCUCAUUACCUCAACCGACAAGCCUUACUUCGGAUCCAACUCCGCAAUUCCGUCGACCAAACCCUCAGAAACGAUCCUCGCUCCCAUUCACUUCGUCUGCGCCUUCCUCACCACAUCAUGAAAAUCCUGAAGAGAUUCGUCGAUCACCCAGUCCAGAAACUAUAGCUCGAAUGAGUAUGCAUGCGUCCUCCAAUAAGCCAAGCAUGUCUAGAAAUGGUUCUAUGGAAGGUAGGAGAAGUAGGGAAAUGAGUUUGGACGUAGAUACCGGCAGGCCAAGAAGUCCAAAACCUGAAGCUGAUGGUAAACUUGAUCGUGGUUUCAAAUUCCCUUUAUCGUCUAGCGCGUCGAAUUCGCCAGUACAGUCACCUACAUCAGCGACUUUCCCUCGAUCUACUUCUCCUUCUAGAAGAGCAACAUCACCCGCUAUCCCAUCUGUCCGGGAUACCGUAUCUGAAGCCGAACCCCCUCAUCCAGCAGUCACAGAAAAGGUGUCAUCUCCAGCGUCCAUAGCGGCUACUGUUGAUGCUUCUACAGGUGGUGCAGUUGUAGAUGCUAUCCCAGAACCUGCUUCAAGAGGAAGCGAUCUGCCUGUUAUCCCUGCCGAAGCCUCAAAUCCAGUAAAUGAUCAAAAAUGGCCCGAACCCGAGUCAAGCGCAAUUUCAACAAGCACUGCCGCUAGCGUACCAACUAUGUCUGACGAACCUGCUCUUUCAUCUAAUACAUCCAACACUGUGGGACCACCUCCCACCCUCGACGAGCCUACGUCGACAGCAGACGCUGAAACUCACAAGGCCUCCACUAUCGAUGAAGCUGUAGCUGACUUCAAGUCCGCCAUCGCGAAGACCCCUGAACCUUCAAGCCAAGUUGUGUCAGAGCAAGUGGAAGUGGACUCUCCAGCUAUAAAAGCCGAGGAAGAGCCUACUCUGGUACGAGUAGAAGAUACAGCUGUUCCUGCAUCCGCUGUACCUGUGACCCUUAAUUCCGAGCCGCAAGAAUUGAAAACUCCUGGUUCCGUUACGCCUGAACCAGAAGCGAACACAGCUCAAGAAGCAGGAUCUGCGAUAAGUAAAAGUAAAAAGAAGAAGAACAAGAAGAAGAAGGCGUCUUCCACAAGUGGCAUCACUCCCACAUCUUCCGCUCCAGGAACGGGAGCUAACACUCCUACACCAGUGGAGGAAGGAGAUGAAGGGAUGGACGAAGUCGAUCUCAACUGA
Molecule: messenger RNA, 2127 nt
Organism: Kwoniella shivajii
Lineage: Eukaryota; Fungi; Basidiomycota; Tremellomycetes; Tremellales; Cryptococcaceae
Exons: 7
Coding region: 1-2127 (708 amino acids)
Biological process (GO): Golgi to plasma membrane transport; conjugation with cellular fusion
Cellular component (GO): trans-Golgi network; exomer complex
Molecular function (GO): protein dimerization activity
Source: RefSeq, a predicted model, not a curated record